GUUUCAUUCCAUUUUUUGGGUUUACUUUGAAAGCAGAGAAGCAGUAGAGAGAGAGAGAGAGAGAGAGAGAGAGAGAGUAGCAACAGAAACGAACACGAUGGUGUCGGCGAUGGAUUUAUUCGAGAAGCUAGAGAAAGUAGGAGAGGGAACUUACGGGAAAGUGUACAGAGCAAGGGAGAAAGCCACCGGGAAGAUCGUUGCACUAAAAAAGACACGUCUCCAUGAAGACGAUGAAGGUGUCCCACCCACCACUCUUCGCGAAGUCUCCAUCUUGCGUAUGCUUUCCAGAGAUCCUCACAUCGUCCGAUUGUUGGACGUGAAACAAGGGCAAAAUAAAGAAGGCAAGACAGUUCUGUAUCUGGUUUUUGAGUACAUGGACACCGAUCUCAAGAAAUUUAUCCGAAGCUUUCGCCAAACUGGAGAGAACAUUCCUGUCAAAACUGUCAAGAGCUUGAUGUAUCAACUAUGUAAGGGUGUGGCUUUCUGCCAUGGCCAUGGAGUCUUACACAGGGAUCUUAAGCCUCAUAAUCUCUUGAUGGACCGCAAGACUACGAUGCUUAAAAUAGCUGAUCUCGGACUGGCUCGAGCAUUUACUCUUCCUAUUAAGAAGUAUACCCAUGAGAUAUUGACUUUGUGGUAUAGAUCUCCUGAAGUCCUUUUGGGGGCUACCCGUUACUCAACUGCAGUGGAUGUAUGGUCUGUUGGCUGUAUAUUUGCUGAACUGGCCACAAAGCAAGCACUAUUCCCUGGAGACUCUGAACUGCAACAGCUCCUGCAUAUUUUCAGGUUAUUAGGUACUCCAAAUGAAGAAAUGUGGCCAGGAGUAAGCAACCUGAUGAACUGGCAUGAGUAUCCCCAAUGGAAACCUCAGAGUUUGUCAUCGGCUGUUACUAAUUUGGACAAGGAUGGGCUGGAUUUACUAUCACAAAUGUUGCAGUAUGACCCUUCAAAGCGCAUCUCAGCAAAGAAAGCCAUGGAACAUCCUUACUUUGAUGAUCUAGAGAAGGACCGUCUCUAAGAAUCACAAUGCUGCGACUAGUAUGGGCAGCAACCUUGUUUGGUGAUUUUAGGACCGGCGAACUGAAUUUAUGUACUGAAUCUAUUUGCUUCACUCAAGCAUACUGAUCGGAGUCGUGUUAUAUUUGUCUUAGUAUGAUUGCUUAAUGUUGAAUCUUUAUCAAUUUAAUGCCAUUAUCGAUCAUUUUCAAUAA
Molecule: messenger RNA, 1211 nt
Organism: Populus trichocarpa (black cottonwood)
Lineage: Eukaryota; Viridiplantae; Streptophyta; Magnoliopsida; Malpighiales; Salicaceae
Product: cyclin-dependent kinase B2-1
Exons: 8
Coding region: 98-1018 (306 amino acids)
Biological process (GO): regulation of G2/M transition of mitotic cell cycle; protein phosphorylation; regulation of gene expression
Cellular component (GO): nucleus; cyclin-dependent protein kinase holoenzyme complex; cytoplasm
Molecular function (GO): ATP binding; cyclin binding; cyclin-dependent protein serine/threonine kinase activity
Source: RefSeq, a predicted model, not a curated record